CAACAAUCAUUCAGUCCCAACGCUGCUGACAUCCUAGUCUCAAAAUAUAUCUUCAAGAAUUCAUGGAUCGCGAUAUAUCUCAUAUUUUAUCCAUGAAAUCCACUGAGCUCCAGCGCGAUACUUUAUCUGGAUCAAUACUUUCCCUACUUAUCUCCUCCUUGGAACAAAUCAACAUCUCGCGCCAGUCACAAGGGCAAAUCUGCAGCGAUGGAUGAAGGAACUCGACCCCAUCUUCUGGGACCCAUUUAUCCUCUCCCCCGUAACACUAACUUCGUACAGUGUCAUGUCUUAUGGUAUAGUCCCAAUGUUUCGGAAGUCCUGUCGUUGUCAAUAGAACCCCUACCUUCUGGAGACUACGGGUGGUUCUUCCCCAAUGGAGGCUCAAGUAUCCCGUCACUGCGACACCUCCCAGAUAUGUGUUCGUUCACCACCAUGCAGCGCGAAGAUAUCCAAAACGAGAUACCAGGUGCACGGCUCAGCGAUCCUUGUACAUUG
This is a messenger RNA of Guyanagaster necrorhizus, 495 nucleotides long. RefSeq lists its product as uncharacterized. The transcript is spliced from 3 exons. The annotation marks the transcript as partial. Lineage: Eukaryota; Fungi; Basidiomycota; Agaricomycetes; Agaricales; Physalacriaceae. The record is from RefSeq and is a predicted model, not a curated record.